AUGGACCCAACACUUUUGAUAAACGAUAUUGUCGAACACGAUACAUCAAACAAAAAGCCCGUCGAGUUCGACGACCGUCCUAUAUCUUCCACUGGCUUCCCGCAACAUAAACGACGAUGGAAAUCAUCCUUCAAGCAGAGGCGCGCGGCCGAGGCAGCAGGUGAACCAGCGCCUACUAGAACACAAGAGCAGAGCCAAGCUGGGAGCUCAAAGCCUCAGAAUGAAUCUGCGAAUGUGGACUUUAAAAGUGUUGAGAAACAGCGCAUCGACCACGAGAACAAGCAGAAGCUCGCAAGCAUGAGCCCCGCCGAAAUCGCUGAGGCCCAGGCAGAUAUCAUGAAUGGCUUGAAUCCUGCUCUCAUCCAGAGGUUACUGGCGCGAGCCAAUAUUGAUGAGCAGCCCGACUCUUCGCCCUUUGAUCCGCCUAAGCCAGAGAAACAGGAGGCACCUGAGCCCCCACCUACUAUCAAGAUUGAAGACACAACCAAGAGCGAAACAUCGAAGAGCCCACCAGCAGCUUCCUCACAGGCUCCCGAAUCCUCGCAGGAGCUCAAAGAAGAAAAUGCUCCCUCUGCAACCCGAGUGACGUCGUCAAAAAACAUAGCAGAUGACUACGAUGAGGACAAGGCCCCACCACAAAUACCAGCCGAUCUGUUCCCAAUCACAGAUCAACCCAAAUCCAUUCACUUCCCUGUUCCGCCAGCUUUAGCCGACCUCGAUCCAUCUGAUCCGAACUUUCUAGCCACACUCCACGAGAAAUACUUCCCCAACCUUCCAGCUGAUCCAAGCAAGCUUGCGUGGAUGGCACCGGUCCCUACAGAAGACAGCCCAGCUGAUAAAGACUCUUCAUACUAUCCUCAUCCUGAGAUCUCGGUCAACGCUCUACGUUUUGACUUUCGCGGUCGCUUCUUAUCGCCUAGAGUUAGUCGAGCUAUCCCUUCGUCAAAGGGCUUACAUCACCAUGGCGAUGCCCCAGAAGCUGCCGGAUAUACAGUUGCGGAGCUAGCUCAUCUUGCCCGAAGUGCUGUUCCUGCGCAAAGAUGCAUGGCAUUCCAAACAUUGGGGAGAAUUCUUUACCGUCUUGGGCUCGGUGAAUGGGGCAAGAGUGAAGAUUCCCCUAUUGCUAUGGGAGUGUGGGGCGCCGUUAAGAAGGGACGGGUUCUAGAUAGCUUGACGGAGGCGGCCAUGGGCGAUGGCGGCCACCGGGGCAGUCGUGCUUAUGCUACUGAAGCUCUCUGGCUGUUCGAGAAGGGUGGCUGGAGAGAGAAGUUCAAGGGCAGGUGA
This is a messenger RNA of Fusarium sp. VM40, 1284 nucleotides long. The record is from the annotation of a GenBank genome assembly. Lineage: Eukaryota; Fungi; Ascomycota; Sordariomycetes; Hypocreales; Nectriaceae.